GGCCUCUUACUACAUUGGACCUGGGGUGAAAUGCAGGCAAGGACAAGCAUAGUUCGUAUGCCUAGGGACGCCAUAGUCUAAGAUUAGCCUGGGAGGAGAAGCACAGAUACAUACUGCUCAUUUGUCUAGCAGGAGGCCUCAGCCUCUCCCCUGGAAGCCUGCCUUUGGCCCACACAGAACACCACAGGCUUAAGGUGAGACCUCCAUGAGCAGCCAGGCAGCCACUGCAGGUGCGCUGAGCCCUGAGUGGAGCCAUCGUUCCUGAUUCUUCAAAGUGGACCCCAAGGGAGAAAUCCACCGAAAGCAGUGGCUACCAAGCAGUCCAAGACACACAGAUGUGAACCUGGAGAUGAGACCUGAAGAAAGCUGGAGCCAUGUUGGCCUGGUGCAACGUAAAGAAGCAGAUUCUGUCUCCAACAAGUCCAUCAAUACAGAUGAGGAAGAUGGAGGUCUUCAAAUCUGCCGUGUAUGCGGGGACAAGGCCAAUGGCUAUCAUUUCAAUGUCAUGACAUGUGAAGGAUGCAAGGGAUUUUUCAGAAGGGCCAUGAAACGCAAUGUCCGGCUGAGGUGCCCCUUCCGCAAGGGGACCUGCGAGAUCACCCGCAAGACCCGGAGGCAGUGCCAGGCCUGCCGUCUGCGCAAGUGCCUGGAGAGCGGCAUGAAGAAGGAGAUGAUCAUGUCCGAUGCCGCUGUGGAGCAGAGGCGGGCCUUGAUCAAGAGGAAGAGGAGGGAGAAGACCGAAGUGCCAGCGCCCGGAGGGCAGGGCCUGACUGAAGAACAGCAGGCGCUGAUCCAGGAGCUGAUGGAUGCUCAGAUGAAAACCUUUGACACCACUUUCUCCCACUUCAAGGAUUUCCGGCUGCCUACGGUGUUUAACGGUGGCUGUGAGCUCCCAGAGUUUCUGCAGGCCUCACUGUUGGAAGACCCUGUCACAUGGAACCGAAUCAUGAAAGAUUGUGUUCCAAUGAAGAUCUCUCUGCAGCUGCGGGGAGAAGACGGCAGCAUCUGGAACUACCAGCCCCCCUCCAAGAGCGACGGGAAGGAGAUCAUCCCCCUGCUGCCACACCUGGCUGACGUGUCAACCUACAUGUUCAAAGGCGUCAUCAACUUCGCCAAGGUCAUAUCCUACUUCAGGGACCUGCCUAUCGAGGACCAGAUCUCCCUGCUGAAGGGGGCCACUUUUGAGAUGUGCAUCCUGAGGUUCAACACGAUGUUUGACACGGAAACCGGGACCUGGGAGUGUGGUCGGCUGGCCUACUGCUUCGAAGACCCUGAUGGUGCCCGGGAGACUGCCUGGUGGAGGGAGGGGGGAGAUGGCAGCCGAGGGAGACUGGGUGAUGGAGCGAAGCAGCUCGGUGAGGGGCACCUGGGUUCUUGGGUCAGGUUCCUGAGGUGCUGGCUGUCUACCCUUUACCACCCCCCCACACACACAGGCGGCUUCCAGAAGCUUUUGCUGGACCCGAUGAUGAAGCUCCACUGCAUGCUCAAGAAGUUGCAGCUGCAUAAGGAGGAGUACGUGCUGAUGCAAGCCAUCUCUCUCUUCUCCCCAGAUCGCCCCGGUGUGGUACAGCGCGGCGUGGUAGACCAGCUGCAGGAGCGAUUUGCCCUCACCCUGAAGGCCUACAUUGAGUGUAGUCGGCCAUACCCUGCCCACAGGGUCUCCUAGCAAAGGCGGGUAGCAACCACAAUGGCGGUAAAAACAGUGACACCACUCCUAAUGGCAGUACAUCUAUCAUAGCUACUAUGGAUUGGGAAGGGUCAGCUCUGGGGGCCAGGAAAUACAUGUACAUUAUAACCUGUAACAUGCAAGACCCUCCCCUGAGGUAGGUACCAACAGCAUUCUGCAAGGGAGCCAAGGCAAUGCCCACGGAUUCUACAGGGUAGAGGUGGGGCUCGGCAGCUAGCGGAUUGUCUAAGUUCAAAUCUGUCACUCAAAACAAAACAAAACUGCUUGGGGACUGGCACAGAUCAGAGCUCCCAUGCCUUCACCAGUCCUCGGGUUUCUGUGGUCUGGUGCCUGGUCUCAUGCCCACAGGCAUGGAGACAGCAGGAAACGUGAUUCCAACAAGCCUAAGGCUUUGAAGGUUGAGGCCAGUUUGGGGUCUUACAGUGUGGGGCUUGGGGUGUUACAUCUUUAUUUGCUCAGUUGCUUCCUGUAAGGAGGCUUAGGGUGCUAUAGCUAUCUUACCUACCAUGGGUAAGUGUUUGUUCAGAUGCUGGCUGCAGAGACGGGGAGAUCUGGGACUCCAGCCUGUGGGUUGCUAGCGGUAGCGACUACCCACCAAAGACGUCUUAAGUUAAUCUGCAAGGUCUGAAUUUUCUGCAGGGGUCCAUGUACAAGGACUCAAGUCCACGGGCGGGGGAGGAGGAGGUAGAUCCGAGCCUCAGACUUUAGCCCCAGCACGUGGCUAUUCUGCCUCUUCACGCAUGGGCUGAAGGAAUUCCAAACAUCCUCGCCAGGCUGUCCUGAGCUUGAACUUGUGUGCUCUCAGGUCAGGUCAGUCCGGUGGGAUGGGGAGGGGUAGCCUGAAGCGCUGACUUCUCUGCUUCUCUGGCUGCCUACAGGUUCCUGUUCCUGAAGAUCAUGGCUGUCCUCACGGAGCUUCGCAGCAUCAACGUCCAGCAAACCCAGCAGCUGCUGCGCAUCCAAGACACACACCCCUUCGCCACCCCCCUCAUGCAGGAGUUACUUAGCAGCACAGAUGGCUGAGUGGCUGUCCCUGGGUGGAGAGCUCAUGGGGCAGCCAGACCCAGACACUUGGAACCCCGCCACUGCCAGGGCUACCCAGAUGGACACACUGACAGCCAACAGCACCCCAUGACUGCAGCUGGCUAGCAUUUCUCGGGAAAAUGACACGGGAGUCCCAGAGCUCAGCCUGUGGAAAGUGCUACCCUCUUAGUUAGGCCAUCUUUGUGGUUGGGCAUAACCCCCCACAUCCCACUACAUUCUACAGUGUUAGGUGGGAGAGUGGGACCAGGUAGCCAGGUAAACUGUACAGCUAUGCCCCACACAUUCCCAACCCUAAGCUUCCUCUAGAGCUGCUUGUGUGUUCUAGACUUGAGCUCACCAUGAGGUUCGUUAGAGUCACUGCUGGGCGGGAAAAGCCUGUCCUGACCUUGUUCCGGGCAUCUCACUCAGGUCCCUCCAUCUGGCCGAAUGUACUGUUAAUCACUAAUGAUGUGACCUGCUGUGGAGGAUACAGCACGGCCUCAGAGAUCAGGAAGACAAAGCUAAAAUGGCUGUUAAUAGCUUAUAAAAUCUUCUUAUAAACAACUAUGUAGAGCAUGUGACAUGCAGUCAAGAGGGUUCUGGGAAGCCAACUGAAGAUUUCCACAUGGCAAGGUGCUUGUGGAGAAAGGGGUGGAAACUGUGGGGACCCGCACAUGACUUGGUGGGAGGAGGUCUGCACCCCAUCUGACCCUGGCUUGGCUUGCUCCCAAGGCCAGAGCACAGGGGUGACCUAUGACAAAGCUGCGGUGACAGACAAUAAAUAGCUCAAUUACCUGUGUUCACACA
Messenger RNA from Psammomys obesus (fat sand rat), 3517 nucleotides. RefSeq names its product nuclear receptor subfamily 1 group I member 2 (gene Nr1i2). Lineage: Eukaryota; Metazoa; Chordata; Mammalia; Rodentia; Muridae. Gene Ontology annotation, biological process: negative regulation of transcription by RNA polymerase II; positive regulation of transcription by RNA polymerase II; cell differentiation. The transcript is spliced from 8 exons. Gene Ontology annotation, molecular function: RNA polymerase II cis-regulatory region sequence-specific DNA binding; zinc ion binding; nuclear receptor activity. The coding region runs from base 350 to 1666 and encodes 438 amino acids. The record is from RefSeq and is a predicted model, not a curated record.